Messenger RNA from Paramecium pentaurelia, 1850 nucleotides. The record is from the annotation of a GenBank genome assembly. NCBI's taxonomy places the organism in Eukaryota, Ciliophora, Oligohymenophorea, Peniculida, Parameciidae.
AUGAACGAGUCAAUUGCAUUUCUAUUUCCCAUUUUAUAAACUAAUUCAGGAAAAGUAUUUAAAAUUGAAAAGAUUGUCCAGAAUACUUUAACUUAACAUUAUGCACUUGAAUAUUCUAAGUAAGAGAUUUCUAGUCAAUAUAUAAUCUAAUAGUUCGACUCUCUAUAAAAAUCAUUACACUAUGAUUUAUUUAGAUAGUUUUAGGGAAUGCUACUAUAUUAAGAAAAAUAAUUUUAUUUAUUUGAUUAUUAUGAAAAUAGUCAAUUUUUAGAUCAAAAGGUGAUGGAUAAAGGUAAAAUUAAAGAAUCUUUUUCUUAUGCUGAAAUAAAAUUAUUUCUUAAAAACUUACUAAUAGCCUUAUAUGAAUUACAUUCAAGAUAAAUACCUGGAAGACUCUUCUCUUGUAAUAAUGUUUUAUUUGUUAAACCAAAUGAUAGGCUUGUUUUAAUGGAUUUUGGAUUUGGGCCAGAUAUUAAGUAAGAUAAUUUUGAUAUAUUGGCACCACCUGAAUAUUUAAAAUAAAUAAUUGAUAAAAGUAUUAUUUUUUUAAACUUGUUUUAGAUGAAAACUAAAAGGAUUUUGAUUUAAAAUUUGAUUCUUGGUUAAUUGGUACAAUUUUGUAUCACUUAAUCAAAUUUAGAUCAAUAAAUCAUGUUGAAAUAGGUAAUAAUCAAUUUGAACUAUAUAAAUAUGAUAGAAUAGAAUAAUAUUAUGAAUAUUUAAAUAGCAUUGAAUUUAUUCCUUGUAAAACUAUCAGAUACAAAGAAAAUCUACUUUCUUUUGUCGAAGCUUUGCUUACAUGUAAUCGAGAGAAACGAUUAUCAUUUUAUUAAAUUUAUCAACAUUAAUACAUUUAAGAUCUUAAACUUGAAAAACAAUAAGAAUAUAUUGAAUUUUAUAAAAAUCGAGAAUAAAUUCAAAAUUAUCAAGAAGGAAUUAUCGAUUCUUUUUAUUUACCUAUAGUUCGUUCAUAUUUAUCCUCUCAAAGAAAAACUCCAUAAAUAAUCCCAGCAGAAUCAUUAAUUAUUAAAAAUCAAAAAAGUGCCUCUCCUAGAAAUUAAAAUCCAAAAAUUAGAAUUUUAUCUCAACAUAAAAUUGAUAUCAAUAAAAUACAAAAUUUUCCUGAUUAUUUAAGUAUUAUAAUGAAUACACCUUAUUUUUCACAUUAAAGCUUUUAUACUUAUUGGCUAUAAAUUUAAUUAGAUUGUCUCAAAUGUUAUUUAUUGAAAUAUACAGCAGAGAAAAUUAAUACUGUUUUACCCAAAUAUAAACAUCCCUAUAUAUAAGUACUAGUAUAUAUUGUUAAAAAAAUGCAUCUUAUUAUUUUAAGGGAAAUGAGCAAUUAUUUAAAAUAAGAUUGUUUUUUUAAAAAUAAUUAUGAUUAAAAUUGGAAAAAUUUUUUGGAGUAAUAUGAAAAAAAUUUACCUACAUCUGAUUAAAUGAAUUCAUAUUUGAAUGAAUUAACACACGAAACAAUAGAUAUAUUUGAAUAACAUUGUUCGAAUUUCUUAUAGGUUGAUUCUCCAAUCCACAAUACUACAAAAUAAUCAUUGAUAAGUGUUACUGUCUAAAAUCACAAUUUGGUUUUAAACUCAUAGGAAUUCUAUGAUGAUGGUUAUAAAGUGGAACUUGAAAUAUUGCUCUAAGUAUUAAAUAAAGAAAUAAUCCAAAAUAGUUAAGAUAAGGAAUUAGCUUAAUUAAAGCAAUUAAUUUAUUUUUGCUUAUAAAUUUGUUCAUUUUUUUAACCUGAUGUAUUUUAGGAAGUAUUUAAAGACCUUGGAAAAUAAAAUAUGUAAGUCUAACCACAAGAUAUCAUUAAUUAUCUUGGCAUUAACAAUUAAACAAUAUGA